CCCUCAUCAGUCAAUGUCACAAAAUCUUCCGCCUGUGAUGUCGCUGUGUUCACAGGUAAGGCAGACUGCCCUCACUAUGCCAAAGCUGAGCUCCUGGCUGACUAUCUCCAGGCUAACUUGCCAGACUUCAGGGUUCACAAGAUCACUCAGCACCCCGACAAAUGGGAGCAGUGGCUUCAUGAGAUUUGUGAAAGAAAUGGAUGGGAACACAAAGAGUCUCCUAUUGUUUGGAGAGAACUGUUGGAUCUUGGAGGGAAGGGUCUGCUUCUGGGAGGACUUAAUGAUUUUCUGCAAUAUGCUGAGCACUAUUACAGCAUCCCCUCAAUGAUGUCAAGUGAGGAAAUGUUAGACAUUGCUGAGGAGAACCUGCAGGCACAUAUUGAAAUUGAAAAAGAGGAGGAAGAGAUUAAAAGUCUAAUCAAGCCUUUGCAGAUCUGGAUCACCAGUGCAUCAACUCCAGUCUGUUAUCAUCUGAUCCCUCUGUUGGCAAAUGGAGAAGUGUUUGGGAUGACCACAGAAAUCAGUAUCCAUUUGCUUGAUGCUGACCAGUUUAAGGAAGUUCUUUGCAGUAUUGUAUUGGAAGUUGAAGACAUGGCCUUCCCACUCCUCCGCAGUAUUUCAGAGCACACGGACAUAGAUGAGGCUUUUAUUCAAGCUGAUAUUAUCAUUGUUCUUGAUGAUGUCCUCUUAAACCUUGAAGUCAAAUCCCUCGAGAACUACAUCAGAGAAGUGAGUGAGAUAUGUCAAGUUUAUGCUCCCCUGAUUGAGAAGAAUGCCAAGAGUGAGGUCAGAGUAAUUUCAUCAGGAAAGACCUUUGUAAACCUUAAGGCGAUGAUGAUUAUGACAUACGGUUCAUCAAUUAAGCCUGAAAAUGUUAUUGCUGUUGCAACAUCCUGGGAAAGUGCAGCUAAAGCCGUGCUGGCCAGGAAGCUGAAUAUGAAUGCAGGAGGAGUUAAAGACGUGAUUGUUUGGGGCAAUAUUACUGGCUGUAACUACAUUGAUUUGUCACACGCAAAGCUUUAUGGAUAUGACUGUGCUAUUCGGGGCCCAGCUAAUUUUUCAUGUCCUUUGUUGAAUAUGAUUUAUGAUAGAGAAUGGAUCCAUUCAGAAUUUCUGUCUGCACUGAGUUCCCAGGUCUGUCGUUGUGUAGGAAUGUUACCUGCUCAUGCCAUAGCCUCUGUACUGAGAUACUGGUAUCAUGGCUCUCCUGGGGAGAUUGUUUCUGUGGGAAUACUUUCUAAAGGUCAAUUUUCCAUUCCUGAAGGAAUUGUCUUCUCCAUGCCAGUGAGGUUCCAGAAUGGUAACUGGGAAGUCAUGACAGAAUUAGAAAUUAAUGAAACGACCCAAGAAGUUCUGGGACGUUCAGCCCAUGAGCUGACUCAGGAAAAGCUCGUUGCACUAAAAGAAAUAGAAGAAGUGCAUCCAUAUGGAGCUGUUAAAAUCGCUAGUGAAAAAUCUUUGUGUCAAG
Mesitornis unicolor (brown roatelo) is the source of this 1468-nucleotide messenger RNA. RefSeq names its product malate dehydrogenase 1B, NAD (soluble) (gene MDH1B). Gene Ontology annotation, biological process: oxaloacetate metabolic process; malate metabolic process; tricarboxylic acid cycle. Gene Ontology annotation, molecular function: L-malate dehydrogenase (NAD+) activity. The transcript is spliced from 8 exons. The record is from RefSeq and is a predicted model, not a curated record. The annotation marks the transcript as partial. NCBI's taxonomy places the organism in Eukaryota, Metazoa, Chordata, Aves, Mesitornithiformes, Mesitornithidae.